Monosiga brevicollis MX1 is the source of this 684-nucleotide messenger RNA. RefSeq lists its product as uncharacterized. Lineage: Eukaryota; Choanoflagellata; Craspedida; Salpingoecidae. The annotation marks the transcript as partial. The record is from RefSeq and is a predicted model, not a curated record. The transcript has 2 exons.
GGACAAAAGUCAUGCUUCAGUUAGUCGGUGUGAGCGAGCACCAGCGUUGGUGCGGCCUGCUCCUCACUCUGCUUCUCACAACUCAUGUGGCAGAGUCGGCUCAAGUGGUUUACAUGGGUGGCUUCUGCGAUGACGCCGAUGCUGGCCUGGACGACGCCUUGCUCGUGUUUGACUCGACUACCACUUGCUACAACGUUAUGAACAAGCACUACACCUUCUCCUGUUUGGCAGACGGCACGCCACAAGCACAGGCCUGGACGACGUCGGACUGUACCACACCUACAACCAUCACCAACUUCACUUCGGGCUGCCUGGAAGACGCACACAUUUUUUGCGCCGAGGAUACACAGCAGCCCUCGCAUACCACAGCGAUCAUGAGUGCCUAUCGAUCCGAAAACUGCAUGUCAGAGCCCAUCAGCAACCUGGCCAUCCGCGACACCUGUCCCAAUGCCGUGGCACCUUCGUUUGCCCUUUCACCAGGCAGAAAUUCUUCCAACAUUUGCGACGAUGACGACGGCUGUGUUGAAUUUUUUGCUUCCAAUCUGGGCUUUAUUCGCAUCACCGCAACCUGCUACACCGACGACACGAUUCUCGUAGAGUUUUUCAGGGAUACUUGCGACGAAAGCUACUUUCGCGCCACAGUAUCGCCGGGUGCCUGCUUUGAUGUGGGCACCAAUUACACCG